AUGUCUGCAGUCUCAUCGAGGUUCCAAGUUCCUGUUCCUUCGACGGACAUUCUCACCUACAUUUUCGAUUCGCCGCGGAGUCCGAACCAAGGUCACACAGAUAACGAACCGCUAAUUUUAUCUGCUCAGGGGAUUGAGGAGCCUUCUUGCACGUUUAAUCAUCUCAAACAUCUUGUGAAGUGCUUUGCUUCCGGCUUCGGCAAGCGAGCCCAGCCAAGCCCAAGAGUUGUCAUUUACGGGACGUUGAACGUCAAUCUCCCAGCAGUUCUUUUGGGCUCAAUAGGUGCAGGAGCAAGCUGUAACAUUUGUCCAGCAUACCCACUCGCGGAAACGACUGCCAGAUUUCAGACAUUAACUGCCGAUUUUGUCUUUUUUGAACCGCGUCAUCUGGAAACAGUGACAGCGGCAGCCAAGGCUGCUGGUAUUCCCGCUGAGAAUCUAUUUGUUCUGGAUGACUUUGAAAAAUGCGAAGAAUCGAGAUACCCUGUCUCUCAUUGGAGUCUACUUCUUGACCUCAUGGAUGGACCAACCUUUGAGUGGAGAAAGUUAUCUGAAGAAGAAGCAAAGACAACAACAGCCAUGUUCUGUCAUACGUCUGGGUAUGCUCACAAAUUCUUCCGUUAA
Messenger RNA from Penicillium waksmanii, 624 nucleotides. RefSeq lists its product as uncharacterized. The record is from RefSeq and is a predicted model, not a curated record. The transcript has a single exon. NCBI's taxonomy places the organism in Eukaryota, Fungi, Ascomycota, Eurotiomycetes, Eurotiales, Aspergillaceae. The coding region runs from base 1 to 624 and encodes 207 amino acids.